Messenger RNA from Mesorhabditis belari, 231 nucleotides. Lineage: Eukaryota; Metazoa; Nematoda; Chromadorea; Rhabditida; Rhabditidae. The record is from the annotation of a GenBank genome assembly.
AUGUGGUGGAAUUGGUUUCAUUUCGGAGUGUUCACCGUUUUCUGGAAACUCGUAAAUGGAGUUGCGAGAUUUGAGCCAACAACAAUCACUGACAACAGCCUUGUCAUCAAGAUGAUCAAGGCUGAAAACGUUUCCUCAUUCGAUAUGUUGGUUUACAUCUAUGACCUUGAUCGACAAGUCGAAUUCCGAAAGACUGAGCUACGCGGAAGUCAAAGAGAUCAGGAGUUCUCC